Dermatophagoides pteronyssinus (European house dust mite) is the source of this 4176-nucleotide messenger RNA. Its product is annotated as voltage-dependent calcium channel subunit alpha-2/delta-3-like. Lineage: Eukaryota; Metazoa; Arthropoda; Arachnida; Sarcoptiformes; Pyroglyphidae. Gene Ontology annotation, molecular function: voltage-gated calcium channel activity. Gene Ontology annotation, cellular component: voltage-gated calcium channel complex. The record is from RefSeq and is a predicted model, not a curated record.
UAAAAACAAUAAUAAUUAUAAUGAUAAUUACAAUACAACAACCAAAACAAAAUGAAUGUGCAAUAAUUGAUGAAUUUAUUCUGGAUGAAGAAAUCAUUCGUAAUAUGGUUAAAACAUUCGGUCGUGAAUUAUCAAGUGUUGGUACGGAACAAACAUGUUUAGGUAAAAUUGAAGAAAAUUUUCAACGUUUUAGUCAAGAAGUACAAUGGUUUGAUGGUAAUAAAAUGAUGGAUGAUAUGCGUAAUGAUGUUAUGUAUAUGUUUAAUUGGAAAAAACAUUCAGUUGAACGUAUUGCAAAUGAAAGUGAACGUAUUGCAUCAAAUCAUACAUAUGAUAAAAAUAUUGAAAUUGAUUAUUAUAAUGUUAAAAGUAUUGAUUUAAAAGAUGAUCAACAAUAUUAUUUACGUUCAAUUGAUUCAACAUCCAGGCCAAUUAGAUUGGUGAAGAAUUCAAAUUUUGAUAAUGCAUAUGUUAAUUUGGAUCAUAGUGCAAUACAUGUACCAAUAAAUGUUUAUGAUAAAUCACCUGAUGUUGUUAAUGAUAUAAAAUGGUCUGAACAUUUAACACAAUUUUUUAAAAAUAAUCUAGCAUUUGAUCCAAGUUUAUCGUGGCAAUUUUUUGGUUCGGCAAAAGGUUUUCUUCGGUUGUAUCCGGCAACAUCAUGGCGUGAACCAAAAAAUUAUACCGAUCGUUCGUUAAUCGAUUUUUAUGAUUGUCGUAUGCGUCCAUGGUAUAUAAAAGGUGCUGCAUCACCAAAAGAUAUUGUUAUUUUAUUGGAUACAAGUGGUUCAAUGACUGGUGUACGUAAAAGUAUUGGUCAAAGUGUUGUUGAAUAUAUAUUGGAUACAUUAACUGAUGAUGAUUAUGUAGCAGCGUUAAAAUUUUCCAAAACAGUACAACCAAUACAUUCUUGUUUAGAUACAUUAGUACAGGCUAAUCGUAAAAAUAUUCGUGAAAUUAAACAAAGCCUAACGGAUAUUAAAACAAAUGAAUUAGUUGAUUUUACUGUUGCCCUAUCCGAAGCAUUUACAAUAUUACAAAAAUUUAAUCGUUCUGGUUAUGGUUCACAAUGUAAUCAGGCAAUAAUGUUAAUAACUGAUGGUGCACCUGGUACAUAUGAAGAUGUUUUCCGGCAAUUUAAUUGGCCAAAUAUACCUGUACGUGUUUUUACCUAUCUAAUUGGACAAGAUGCAACAUCACAUAAUGAAGUUUAUUGGAUGGCAUGUCAUAAUCGUGGUUAUUAUACACAUGUUAUGAAUCGUGCUGAAGUACAUGAACAAGUACAAAAAUAUAUACCAGUAAUGUCUCGACCAAUUGUUUUAUCAGGUGAACGUGUAUUUAGUUGGACACCAAUUUAUGCACCAACAUAUGAAACUGAAUUAAAUGAAAAUACAUGGAAAAAUAAACAAAAUUAUGAAAAAAUUAAUCGUCUUCGUGCACAGGCAAGAUAUGCACAUGAAGAAUUAAUGGAUAAUAAUUUGAAUGAUGAUAACAUUGAUGAUGAUGAUGAUCAAAAUAAUAUCGAAGAUCCCGAAUCAAAUUCAUUUACAUCAACCAUCGAUAGUCAUCGUCAAAAGCGUCAAGAUGAUGAUAAUAAUCAUCAACAAAUGAAUAAUAAUGGUGAUGAUGAUGGUAUAAUAUCAAUACCAUAUAAACAAAUACCAUUACGAUGGAAAAAUUUUAAGAAAAAAAUUUCCCUAUAUACAACAUUAUCAACACCAGUAUUUGAUACAAGAAAUUAUACAAAUAUAACCAAAAGAAUAUUAAUAAAAAAUGUUUAUCAAGAUGCUGAAAUUGAAACAAUACGUAUUGCAAAUCUAUUAGGUGUUGCCGGUGUUGAUAUACCGAUAAAAGAAAUUGAAAAAUUAACACCAUCAUUUAAACUUGGUGUUAAUGGUUAUUCAUUUAUGAUUACAAAUAAUGGUUAUUUAUUAAAUCAUCCGGAUUUACGUCCAUUGUUUGAAGGAUUUCUUAAACCAUUCUAUCAUUCAGUGGAUAUGUCUGAAGUUGAAUUGGCCAACAAUACACUUGGUCCAAGAGAACCUGAUCCAAAUAUUGAAUCAAUACGUGGUAAUAUGAUCAAUCGUACACAAGGUUGGAAAAAAGUUGCCGUCAAAAUACAUAUCGAUGAAAUGAAACGUGUUAUAACACGUAUAAAUCAUUAUACAUAUGGUAUGAUUGGUCAAACACCAUUUAGUCUUGCCAUUGCAUUGCCCGAACCAUAUGGUUCAUAUAGGUUGACUUCACAGGUUGAUCUACGUAUGAAAUAUCGUGAAGAAAAUUUCACCCAUUAUUUUCGUGGCAAUCAAUGGCGAGUACAUCCUGAAUGGGCAUAUUGCGAUAAUCCACAUCAAAUAACCGGCCAAUCAUCAUCACAUCAAUCAUCAUCAUCAUUUUCAUCACCCGAAGAAUCAAUUUUACAAUUUUUAACAAAUGAUUUGGAAAAACAAAAUUUUCGUUGGCGUACAAGUAGUAUACGGCCAAAAGUUUAUGAAACAAUUCUUUGUGAUAAAGAUCUAAUACAAAGUUUAGUAUUGGAUGCAAAUCUUACGGAUAUACCAACCGAAAGCUGUAGUUCAAAUCCAAAUUAUCGAGAUCCGCUUACAAUAUUCAUUUCGUUGAUGCCAAGUGAACAACGAAUCAAAACAUUUGGUAUUGUAUCAACAUUUGUUGCAACACGUAGUGGUUUAACACGUUUUAAAGAUUAUCGUUCAAAAGAUGAAAUUAAAAUGUUAGAUGAUCUGCCAUUUUAUCAUAAAUAUGAUAGAGCAAUCGAAGAAACCUAUUAUAAACGUACUGUAGAUUUUUAUACAAAUAAUAAAGAUGCAUUUGUUUAUUUUGUUGAUUUUGAUGCUGGUGAACAACAUGAACGACGUGUUGCAACAACACAUUCACGUUAUGAUUCAAAUUUUCUUGUUACAGCAACACAUGCAUUGUUUAUUGGUAAUCUAAAACAUAGUACACCAGUGGCUGUUGUUGGUAUACAAUUUCGUUAUGAUACAUUACAAGAAUUUUUCCUGAAUACAACCAAUAAAUUUAAUGUACCUUGUACACAUUUAGAUGUUGAUUGUUAUCUAAUUGAUAAUAAUGCAUUUAUUGUAUUAAGUAAUCAUAAAACAAAUGAUGUUGGAAAAUUUUUUGGACAAAUUGAUGGUGAUAUUUUAGAAGAAUUAAUUAAUGAUGGUAUUUAUCAACGUGUACAUCUUUAUGAUUAUCAAUCAAUUUGUUUGGAUGCUGAAAUUAUUUCUGGACCAUCAACUAAUCCGUUUAUAUAUUCAAUUGUAAACAUUAUGGGAAAAAUGAUUAGAUCAUUUUUUCAAUGGUUAAGUUUAAUUUAUUUGAAUAUUUUAUAUGGUAUUGGUAAUUUAUGGAUAAGGGAUUGGUGGAUAAUGGCUGAAAAAACAUAUAAUGUACGACAAGAUAAUUGGAUGGAAAUGAUAUCACCAUUUGGUUCAGAAUAUACAAUGAUUACCGAUCUAGGUGAUAAUCAAACAAUAGCACGUCCAUGCGAUAAAGAAUUUGAUCUUUAUGAAAUGAUUAAUUUUUCAUUGGAUGGUAAAUCAAAAGAUAUUGUUUGUGGACAAAAUCCUAAAUGUUCGAGAAAUUAUCUCGCUCAAUAUAUACCGCAUACAAAUCUUUUACUAAUCAUAUCGGUUAAUAAUCCAACAUGUAAUUGUCAAAAGAAAAAAUUAUCAAUUGAACCAAAUGAAAUAAAAUAUAAUGAUGAACAACAAUGUCAAUUAUUAAAACAGGAAAAAUAUCGUCGUCGUCCUUCAGGUUGUCAUAAUUAUCAUCCACAGGAAAAAGAAAUACGACAAUGUGGUCGAGCCUAUACAUUAUUAUCAUCUUGGUUAUUAUCAUCAUCAUUAAUAUCAUCGAUAAUAAUGAUAAUUAUAAUGAAAAUAUUUACCUAAAACAAAAAAUUGAAUUCAUUUGCAUCAUUAUCAUCGUCAACAUCAUUAUCAUCAACAAAUGCAAUACCCUUUCGUUUCUUUUUUCAUUUCAUUUUCUUGGUUGUUUGUUAUAUAGAAGAUUAACUAAUGAGAGUUAUGUAACCAAAAACAAAAACAAGUUUUCAGGUUUUUCUUUUUUCUAUUUGUAAUUUCGCUUCUUUCUUCCUUUCUGGUCAGUGAUAAAUUUCAUAUUUUAAAAAAACAACCGAAAAAACCGAAAAAA